Uloborus diversus is the source of this 1806-nucleotide messenger RNA. Its product is annotated as insulinoma-associated protein 1a-like. The transcript is spliced from 2 exons. The record is from RefSeq and is a predicted model, not a curated record. Gene Ontology annotation, cellular component: nucleus; transcription repressor complex. The coding region runs from base 172 to 1806 and encodes 544 amino acids. Gene Ontology annotation, biological process: negative regulation of transcription by RNA polymerase II; regulation of cell cycle process; neuron differentiation. Gene Ontology annotation, molecular function: DNA-binding transcription repressor activity, RNA polymerase II-specific; RNA polymerase II cis-regulatory region sequence-specific DNA binding. NCBI's taxonomy places the organism in Eukaryota, Metazoa, Arthropoda, Arachnida, Araneae, Uloboridae.
UCUAACAAGAUAUGAGUGCAUGUGCACUUUGAGUUUACUCGAAGAAGCGCCAUGGAAUACUUCGGCAAGAACAACAGCAACUGGUGCAGAGACUUGGACAUCCUCCUUUACUUCUUGGAGAAGCGGUACAAGCACGGUUAAAAGUGACCGCAGUAGACCACCUCGAGCAUUAUGCCUCGAGGCUUCUUGGUCAAGCGAUAUAGCAAGACAUCACCCCCUCCAUUAUCAUCCCCAUCCUCCACCCUUCCUUCAUCUUCAUCCUCCCAGAGAGUUCGGAGGUACUCGGACGAAGACCGGAGUGACACGAGUUCCGACCACGAGUUGCUUGACCAUUCGGAUCUCCUUCGACACCCCCUGUUCUGUCUGCCCGGACCCCCGCCGCUGAGGACUUCUGUCCCCGCCAAGGAUUCGGACCAGGACACUCCCUCGCCUCCUUAUGUGGAAUACAACAACACCUUGUGUCAGGAGGUUCCAUUAGCUUUGACAAAAGAGAAGAUCCUCUUUUCGCCGACGACGGAUCGAAUCAACAAUCAUACAUUCCAUCCUCUUCGAAACCCCAUCGUAUACUUUCCUCGUCAAAAUGGCACUCAUCUACCUUCGACUCCUCCCCCUCCACUGAAAUCAAAAUUCCCCACCAUUCAUCCCCAUUCUGCUCCGACGGCAACAGUCACUUCUAGAAGCCAAGAAAAACCAACAACGCCAAAAACCAAUUCUUGCCAACCCCCAAAGAAGCGAUCUGCCGACGCCAACGCCUCAGAGGCCAAAUCUAAAGCUGCCAAGCGAUCCAAAGUGGUCCGCAAGUUGAAUUUUGACGAAGACAAGAGCUCGCCCGUGUCCGGGACCUUCAUCAGGAGCACCGACGACGACGACGACGAAGUCAUGUCCAACCACUCAUCCGCCAUCCGGAAAGGCGACAUCGACUCCAGCCUGAACGUGGUGGUCAUCACGGAAGAGGCCAGGGCAGAGCUAGCCAAGAUCGAGAACAAGAUCGGUGAUUAUGUGUGCCAACUCUGCAAAGAACUGUAUGACGAUGCCUUCGGACUAGCACAGCAUCGUUGUCCGAAAAUUAUCCACAUCGAGUACAGGUGUCCAGAAUGCGACAAAGUGUUUAAUUGUCCAGCAAACCUUGCCUCUCACAGGAGGUGGCAUAAACCUCGUCCGCCUCCAGGCACGAAAAAUUCCACAGCACCCAAUCCACCGAAGCUUAUUACCGGAUCCAAAAAGGAACACAAGGUGUUGUCAACUGACAGCCUUAUUCGUCCCAUGAACAAGACGAGAGACAGCUUCAGCACCGACCCGAGUGACACAGAAAGCAUCAGAGACACUCCUCCGCCUGAAAUGUCCACCGUCAACCGUUUCAACUCUCAAAACGAAGACAAAAGCUUCGAAUGUCAUCUUUGUAGUAAGAAAUUCAGCCAGUACUUCUACUUCAGGAAACACUUGCUGUCUCACCUAACGACCAACGCUAACGGCCAACUGGAAAGCGAACUCAUUCAGAGUGUAUUCUCUAAAGGUGCACCCGAAAAACGCACGGCCCUUGCUCGCCUGAAUAUCACCCCACCCCCAGAAAACGAAAAGGACAGAUGUGGCUUCACGUGCACCAUUUGCGGGUUGCUUUUCCAGACGAAGUCUGAAAUGGAACAGCACACUUUCAAGCAUGAUGAACUGAAAGGUAUCCCUUGCAAAUACUGUCCCAACACCUUCUAUAGUUCUGCCGGCUUGACAAGACAUAUCAACAAGCACCAUCCCAGUGAAAAUCGUCAUGUCCUUCUUCAGGUACCAACAGUCCGUCCCCUGUCUACAUGA